Ylistrum balloti is the source of this 4442-nucleotide messenger RNA. RefSeq names its product Fanconi anemia group J protein homolog. The coding region runs from base 91 to 4269 and encodes 1392 amino acids. The record is from RefSeq and is a predicted model, not a curated record. Gene Ontology annotation, biological process: double-strand break repair involved in meiotic recombination; nucleotide-excision repair. Gene Ontology annotation, molecular function: DNA binding; ATP binding; DNA helicase activity. Gene Ontology annotation, cellular component: nucleus. The transcript is spliced from 33 exons. Lineage: Eukaryota; Metazoa; Mollusca; Bivalvia; Pectinida; Pectinidae.
UAGAAAUUAAUAUUAAGCCAGUAACUCAACCCAAACAAUGAAUAAUAAAACACAGUUCUUUUAUGUGUAAAUUCAUCAGCAAUAUUCACCAUGGCUGCAGAAGAGAAGAGGAUGAUACAUGGGAUGCAAGUUGUAUUCCCUUGUAAACCAUAUCCGUCGCAAUUCAGUAUGAUGGAAAAGGUGAUCAAAGGGAUAGAAAGAAAACAGAACUGUUUAUUGGAAAGUCCUACAGGAAGUGGGAAAAGUCUGGCUCUAUUAUGUUCUGCUCUUGCCUGGCAAACAGCUGAAUAUGAAAAGAAAAGAAAAUCAGAAGAAGCAGAAGCAGCAUUGAUGUCUAAUGAAUCAAAAAAUUGUACAUGUCAGAAAUCAAAGGAAGUAACACCUCCAAACAUUGGCACUGAUGAUGUGCAUUCAACACAGGAUGUGGUCCAGGUGGCUGCUGAACUGAUAUCUGUUGGGGACAGUGAUGACGAUGACUUCAAAGGUUCCUCCACUAAGUUUAAAACACCUGGAAACUCUGAUAAGACAAAAGCUAGGCGGAGCCACCAGAGCAUUGCCUAUGAAACAUCCCCUCCCAUGGGUGAGGAACCAAGCUGUGGAGACAAUAAUGUGUGCUGUGCAUGUUCCUGUAAACAGGAGCCAGUCACUGCAGUGAGGAAAGUACCUAAGAUCUAUUUUGGAAGUAGGACCCACAAACAGAUAACACAGAUUGUACGUGAACUACGCAAGACAGCAUACAAGGAAGCUAGAAUGACCAUAUUAGGCAGUAGGGAACAUACCUGUAUCCACCCAUCCGUGUCCAAGAUGAAGGGAAAGAAUGAAGGCUGUAAGGAACUACUGGAUGGCCCAGGCUGUAAGUUUAAUGACCGAGUCAAGAAAGUGUUUGCCUGCCAGAGCCAAAUCAAAGAUCUAGGACUUACAGAGGCUUGGGACCUCGAGGAUAUCAUUGGUGUUGGCCAGGCAAAAACUGCGUGUCCAUACUAUGGUACCCGUAGUCUGAAGAAGGAUGCAGACAUCAUAUUUUGCCCCUACAAUUAUCUUAUAGAUCCCAUCAUAAGGGAGGCUAUGGAGAUAAAUGUGAAGGACCAGAUUAUCAUCCUGGAUGAGGCACACAACAUGGAGGACGCUGCGCGGGAGGCUGCCAGUCAGACCAUUAAAUGUGACGAGCUGGAGAGAGUGGUGAAGGAAUUGGAUGAAAUGAUUUCCUAUAACCUGAAGACACCAGAACACUUGAGAAUCAGACAGGCAUGCAGUGGUCUUAUCAAGUUCAUGGAGGACAAUGAGGCUAGUCUAGAACAGCAGUCUUAUGACCAGGCAUAUCGAUGUUGGUACGGGUACGACAUUGUAGUUCGCAUGGAGCAGCUGGGGAUAGGGCCGAAACACUAUCCCGAAAUCAAAAUGACAACCAGUUUAUGUUUGUGUUUUUUGAUGUCCUGUAAUUUUGUUGCCAAAAAGAGACAUCAUAGAGUUGCCAUUGUUAAAACAACUUCUUAUGUAUCUAACAGAGACACAGACAACAGCUGGCUUAGCGCGAAAAAAAAGAGAGGAGGUAUGCGGGCAACGCCUGUUACUGUGAACAGUCUCAACUUCUGGUGCAUGAACCCUGGUGUGGCAUUCUCAGAUUUUAAGGAUACACGGAACAUUGUCCUAACCAGUGGAACUCUCUCUCCAAUGUCGUCAUUCGAGUCAGAGUUGGGGGUACCGUUCCCAAUAAAACUGGAGGCCAACCACGUCAUAGAAGAUAAGCAGGUUUGGGUAGGAGCUAUUAGCCAUGGACCAAAAGGUGGAUCCCUGCAGGCAGUCUACAAAACUAUGGAAACCUUUAACUUCCAGGAUGAACUCGGAGAACUGGUGCUCAAAGUCUGUCAGAAAGUCCCACAUGGAGUUCUAAUCUUCCUGCCUUCGUACAAAGCUCUGCAGAAGUUCUCAGAGAGGUGGAAGAAUACUGGGUUAUGGGCAAAAAUUGAAAGAAAAAAGAAGAUAUUAAGUGAACCUCGUGCAUCAGACAAAGUUGAUUUUGAGUCCCUGAUGAAGAAUUUCUACGAUACGAUAGACUGCUGUCAUGAUGAGGAUGAGGGAGACAUUGAUGGGGCACUAUUCAUGGCUGUGUGUCGUGGGAAAGUCAGCGAGGGACUCGACUUUGCUGACAAUAAUGCCAGAGCUGUGAUCACGGUCGGGAUACCUUUCCCAAAUAUAAAAGAUGUUCAGGUGAAGUUAAAGAAAGAGUAUAAUGACAUGCAUAAGAACACACGAGGAUUGUUGUCAGGAGGAGAAUGGUAUGAGAUCCAAGCUUUCAGGGCACUGAACCAAGCCCUCGGUCGCUGUAUCAGACACAGGAAGGACUGGGGAGCACUUAUCUUGGCAGACGAGCGAUUUGUAAGAGACAGUCCCAGGUAUUGUAAAGGUCUCUCUAAGUGGAUGAGAAACAAGGUGCGACCAUACCAGGGAUUCUACACUGCAAUGGAUUCCCUCACCACCUUUACGGAGACCUGCAUCAAAGACAUGCCUAAAGUGGAUCCAAAUAUGUCCUUCAUACCAGGGACACCGGUCACUCCUGGUCAUCCUUCUGAUGUGUCCCAGAUCAUUAUGUCCCCAGUGACCUCCACACCCAUAUCAAAACCAAUUGUUAAGCCAAAGAAGAACUUUUCAAUUUUUACACCAAUCAAAUCAGGCAAAGGAGCUGCCCACCAAUCCAAUCAAAGCUUACAAAGCACCAAUCAAGAGCAAUAUAAGUUGCUUUCACCAACUGAAGUCAAAGGUGAUGCAACACUUAGGAAGGCUUCAGAGAGUCAGCAAGUCAUAAAGGCCCCAGGUAAGGGUCAAAGUUCAACAACUGUCGCACCUACAGUUGCCAUGCAAGGCUCUGUACUGGGACCAGCUUAUGAACAAAUUCUCAAAUUAUUAAAUUCUAAAUUGUUACCGCAAGAUAAACCCUAUUACGUCAUGAUGAAUGAAGGCACUCCCACGCAACAGAUGUUUCUCAUCCAGCCUCCAGACAACCCUGAUAAUAAACAGGACUUAUCAGAUCAAAAUGUAGGGACGAUCAUGUCAACACCAGUCACACCUCACAGAAGUGGUGAUACGAAAAAACAAGCCUCGACCUUACCAAUACAGACAGGCAUGAAAAAUAUUCUUCCCAAACGACUUUCAGAAGUCCAGGGUAAAAGUCAGGUCUCUGAAUCAGCAAAAUUGUCUAAUGUUAACUCAAAUUCUGGAAGCUCAACAGUUGUUACAUCCAAUCACAAUAGUUCUAGCUUCAAUCAGUCUGGUGAUAAAGUGUCUGACAAAAGUGAGAGUGAAAUCAGUGGAAACAAUGAAGAUUCAAAAACUAAAAAAUUCUUUCAGUUUUGUAAAUUGCCAGGAAAGUCAUUUGAAAGUGUGAAAAAAUCUGAGCAAUGUUCGAAUAUUUCUUCUGAUCGACCAACAACUCCUGACAUGUUUGAUGCUGACACACUGGAGGAUACAAAGAACAACAGUGUUCAGGCUGAUGAGGACAAAUCUAUAAAUAAAUCUGUCAAAGACACUGUGAAAUUAGACAAGACACAAGAUAAUGAUGUGAAGAUGAAAUCUGUAGUGCGAAAGCCGAUUUUUCGAAAAACGAAAGACAUUGAAUCUGAAGCAAAGCAGUGGAAAAUCGAGGAGGAUUCCAGUGACAAUGACUUUCAGGUGAAACGGAGGUCUGUGUCAGGAAAUAGUGACUUGGAUUGUCAGGUUAAUAGGUGUAAGGAGGAGGAGGAAGAGGAGGAGAAACCACUUAAGAUCAGGAGACGAGGUACAAAACGCAAAAAUCAUAACCGACCCAACACUAUUUACAGUAAACGCUCCAAAGGAGUCAACUUCCUCGACAGUACGGACAGCUCUAAAGAAAACAAACCUUCUGAUCACACCAGUUUGUCAUGUGCCAAGUGUGGAACAGACCUCAUUCCAAACCUCCAAGAUUAUGAGAAGAGAUGGCAAACUCCUUCCUUCCUCAAAAAUGUGUCACAUCAGAAGAAUGUAGAAUAUAUCUACACUAUGGUUACCAAACCUGACCAGUUUUCACCUGUGGAGGUCAAUGUAGCAGGUGUCACAGUGAAUUCCACCUGGUCGGGCGAGACAGGAUGCUGUGUACAAUUCCUACGCUGCCAGGGCUGCUGUAGAAGAACAAACAGAAGUGAAAAUGUGGAAAUAAUUGGUGCCCGUGUUGUCUGUAUAUCCCAGGACAACAAAUUGUACAGUGUAGGACAGACAUGGCUACUCUCAGCAGAGAUAAAGAUCAAGGCAGGAUGAAAGGCAGCUACAUGUUCAUGUUUUCUGAAGAUACAUUAAUUUUAUCAACAGAGAAAAAUAUUACAGUUGAAAGUUAGACUGAAGGGAAAAUAUUCCCUUGAUGUAGCAGAUGUAAUGAAAUAUCUCUGACAAGGACUUGUUAAUGCAUGCUUACUGAUAAUUUUCAUCUGAAA